Molecule: messenger RNA, 3458 nt
Organism: Carlito syrichta (Philippine tarsier)
Lineage: Eukaryota; Metazoa; Chordata; Mammalia; Primates; Tarsiidae
Gene: SLC25A44
Product: solute carrier family 25 member 44
Exons: 4
Coding region: 201-1145 (314 amino acids)
Biological process (GO): transmembrane transport; branched-chain amino acid catabolic process
Cellular component (GO): mitochondrion
Molecular function (GO): branched-chain amino acid transmembrane transporter activity
Source: RefSeq, a predicted model, not a curated record
GCGGGGGGCGGUAAUGACAGCUGCCCAAUUUCCGGUUCCGUCAGUGCCGGGAACCGAGUCGAGAUGGAGGAAGAUGCGACCGGAGGCCUGCAGUCGCUGGGGACGGAGGACAGAAUGGAGGCUGCAGCCUAGAGCUCCGGGCUUGGAGUCUGCCUCGGACGCGGCGGAAGCGCCGGAGUCUGAGAAGGCUUUUGGGCACAAUGGAGGACAAACGUAACAUCCAGAUCAUUGAGUGGGAACAUCUGGACAAGAAGAAGUUCUACGUAUUUGGUGUGGCGAUGACAAUGAUGAUCCGUGUCAGUGUCUACCCGUUUACCCUCAUCCGCACCCGGCUGCAGGUUCAGAAGGGCAAGAGCCUCUACCAUGGGACAUUCGAUGCCUUCAUCAAGAUCUUGCGGGCGGAUGGUGUGACUGGCCUCUACCGGGGGUUCUUGGUCAACACUUUUACUCUCAUCUCUGGCCAGUGCUAUGUCACCACUUAUGAGCUUACUCGGAAGUUUGUAGCUGACUACAGCCAGAGCAACACUGUCAAAUCACUGGUGGCUGGUGGCUCGGCCUCCCUUGUGGCCCAGAGUAUCACAGUGCCCAUUGAUGUAGUCUCCCAGCACCUGAUGAUGCAGCGCAAGGGUGAGAAAAUGGGCCGCUUCCAGGUGCGGGGGAACCUGGAGGGACAAGGGGUAGUUGCCUUUGGCCAAACCAAGGACAUCAUCAGACAGAUCCUGCGGGCUGAUGGGCUUCGAGGCUUCUAUCGAGGCUACGUGGCUUCACUGCUUACCUAUAUCCCAAACAGUGCUGUCUGGUGGCCCUUCUAUCACUUCUACGCAGAGCAGCUCUCCUACCUGUGUCCUAAGGAGUGCCCUCACAUUGUCUUUCAAGCCAUCUCGGGGCCCCUGGCUGCAGCCACUGCCUCCGUCCUCACCAAUCCCAUGGAUGUCAUCCGAACCCGUGUGCAGGUCGAGGGCAAGAACUCCAUCAUCCUGACCUUCAGACAGCUGAUGGCAGAAGAAGGGCCAUGGGGCCUCAUGAAGGGCCUCUCGGCCAGAAUCAUCUCAGCCACACCAUCCACCAUUGUCAUUGUGGUGGGCUAUGAGAGUCUCAAGAAACUCAGCCUCCGACCUGAGCUGGUGGACUCAAGACACUGGUAACCAGUGGCAGGGAGAGAAGCCUGCUGUUUCCCACACUACUUUGGGUUGGGGACAGAGUGGGGAGGAUAGCACCCUGUCCAAAUGUGCCCACUGCGUACCCAGCCCCACCCUGAGCCAUGCGGCCUGUCUGGAGAGGGACAGAGACUCUAAACUGCUCUUGCUAAAGAGACCCCAUGCCUAGUCCCUUGCCCUCACUUUUUAAAUUUUCUUGCUGAGCUGGGCUCCGUCACCCAGUCCCUGUACUCCGUCACCCAAUCCCUGUACUCCAUACUGGCCUAAGGACCCCACUUCCAGUCUGUUACACCUUCUUCUGGCUUCCCUUCUCCAUCUGUGUCCCUGAGAAGAGCUGUACAUAGGGCUUGCUUUCUACUGCUGAUUCUUCCUCUUGGGUUUUCAGUCCAGACUCCAAGCGGCUGCCAUUAGCCCUUUCCCUCUUCAUCUCUUAGGCUUGCUUACUUUUAUUUUGGGACUCAGCUGCCCACCAGACUACUCUGCUUUUCCCUGCCACUUGGGGCUAGGGUGCCAGGUACUUCUGCACAGGGAGCAGGAGCAGCAGAAGCCCCUGGUUCUCCAGAGCACUUGUCCCCCUCUUUGGAGGAAUUACUAGGUUGGGGAGAAAUGUUGAUACUUUAUUUUGUGUGUAUUUUUUUUUAACAUCUGUGAGCUAGGUUAUUAGUCCUGCUGAAGCACCAAUCCUGCUGUUAGAGCCACCCUUUCCUCAGACAGGUGCAAAAAUGUAGCUUUCUCCUCAACCCCAGUUCCCUAUCCCUUCAGUCCCAGUAAUCGUAGGACAAUAUAAGCUGUUGGCUUCCCCUGGCCCAGAGGGCUGUGGUGGGCACAGUUCUAAGUAGAUCAGGCCGUUUGGGGGGGCAUUGGACUUGGAGCACCACCCCGAAAAGUCAGGUUGAGAGAGUAGUUGAUAUGGAAGGUGACAUGAUGCGUGUUCCCCAGCUCAUCUCCCCAGGUUAACUGAGCCAAGCCUAGGACAAGACAGGGGAUGUUCUCAGCCCUGGGCAACCAUGACACACGUGUAUACCCCAAUCACUCAGACUCACAACAACAGGUAUUGUCUCACAAUAGGAGCAUCUAAGAUGUGGAACUAUUUGUGUUUUUCUUCUCCCUUGAUGUGAAGUCAUCCCAGUCAUGGCACCUUGUGGAGGGACGCUGGGAAGAAAAUAAAGAGCAGUUCAGGAGGUCACCCAAUACCAGGACCACUGGAUCCACCAGCCUGAUACUGCCAAGACUAUUUGUUGAUGCCCUCCUCAGGAACUAGGAGAUGAACGCUCCUUCUUCCCUGCCUCGUCCUCCCUACUCCCACCCCCCAGCCUAUGCUGCAAGCAGAGAACUGCAGCGAUCGAAGAAGGCGGCACGUCAGAUCCUGCACUUCUGGGACAUGUGGCCUGGAUGAGCCUCAAAACCUUCUUAUUGGUCCCACCCCUGGGAGAGGCUGUGGUGCCAAUGUGAAAGGUGCUAGCUACCUGAAGCCUUGCAAUUUCUUAUGGCUGCCACACUUUCUUUCACCCCUGCCAGAAUACAAUCUGAAAACCGUCUUUCUCUACCUUCACUGCCACCACUGUCCAUCUCAGUCCUGUGAGGGUUUCUUCCUCCUCUCACUCAUCUUCAGUCUGAGUUUUGUUUGUCCUUUCUACACUUUCUAAGAGUGUCCUAGGUUCUAUCCAUAAAGGGUUUGGCCCAAAGAUCGUUCUAAAUCUUCCUCUGCCUGCCCACCUCUCUACCCUAAGAACCACCGAUAAGAUGGAAGGGCAUGUCCUGUCUCUUCAGGUUCACCCUAGAGAGGCCUUGGGAGGUUGCUUUUCUCAGCUCCCCCUUUCCUCUCCCUGGAAACACAUCUUCAAUCCUUCCUCACUAUGGCAGAGGGAGAGAGCAUCACCGACGGGAGAUGGGACCCUGCCUCCCGUGCCUUUCCUCCUGUUUUACUAUAUUGUACAGUAUUUCACAGCCCUUCACACCUCGCCCUCUCAGAUACACAGUUUUAAAGGAUGUGUAUAAUCAAAGGGACCCUGGCCCGCACUUUCCCAUCUCAAACCUUAGGGACUGGGAUUAGGUUUGAUUAAAACAUACCUUGGAGGGGAUGGACUUCCAUUUUCCCAAACUGGAGGCCAAAGCAGCUGGGACUUUUGGUGUGUGGGUCGGUAACCACUGGAAGGAGCUUACAGGUCGAGCCAGGAGAACCGACUGGCGAAAUGAGGAAAAGGGGUAUUAAAAUGGACUCUUGUGAAUAUUAACAGUGAGUAGUCACUGUGGCGCUGUACGAAGUCUCUGACGUGUAAUUAAAAGUUUUUAUCGAGCCCC